Molecule: messenger RNA, 1762 nt
Organism: Papaver somniferum (opium poppy)
Lineage: Eukaryota; Viridiplantae; Streptophyta; Magnoliopsida; Ranunculales; Papaveraceae
Product: probable polyamine oxidase 2
Exons: 2
Coding region: 83-1705 (540 amino acids)
Molecular function (GO): oxidoreductase activity
Source: RefSeq, a predicted model, not a curated record
AUUCCUCAAAAAUGCUAUCCAAAAAUUUCUUAUUUCUUCAGCAAUCUAUUUUUUCAUCUGUAAAUUCCUGUAAAAAUCAUCCAUGAAUCUAAUCCUCUCACCACCAACAUAUCCAAAACCAUCAUUCCUCAAUUUCCAUUCUCAUGAUCCCCACAACAAAAGAACCCAUUUCCAGUUCAAACUCCAAUCCUCAAAAUCACCUGCACUACAAACAUCACCAGUAUCUGCCACAGAAACCGAAACUGGAGUAAUCAUAAUUGGAGGUGGACUUUCCGGAUUAGCAGCUGCAAAUAAACUACACUCAGAGAAAAUCCCAUUUGUUCUUUUAGAAGCUUCAGAUGGUAUUGGUGGUCGUGUAAGGACAGACAUUAUUGACGGGUUUAUACUUGACCGUGGAUUUCAGAUAUUCAUCACUGGAUAUCCAGAAGCUCAAAAGGUUCUUGAUUAUGAAUCUUUAGAUCUUCAGAAAUUUUAUUCUGGUGCUUUUGUUUAUUACAAUGGUGGGUUUCAUACUGUUGCUGAUCCUGUUAGACAUUUGUUUGAUGCAUUAAUGAGUUUAAGUAAUCCUAUUGGUACUGUUCUUGAUAAGUUGUUAAUUGGGUUGACUAGAGUCAAGGUUUUGACUAGAUCAGAUGAAGAUAUUUUGACAUCAAAUGAGGUUUCAAUCAUGGAUUUAUUGAGAAAGACCGGGUUUUCGAAGACGAUUAUUGAUCGUUUUUUUAGACCGUUUUUCGGUUGGAUUUUCUUUGAUAAUGAACUUGAGACUAGUUCAAGGUUGUUUGAUUUUAUCUUCAAGUGUCUUGCUUUGGGUGAUAAUACACUUCCUUCUAAAGGGAUUAGUGCAAUUCCAGAGCAAUUGGCAAGUAAAUUGCCCGAUAAUUCGAUCCGUUUGAAUUCGAGAGUUGCUGCGCUUGAUUUUAAUGGAUCGGAAAAUGCCAUGCCGAGUGUGAAGUUGCAGAAUGGCGAGGUGUUUAGAAGUGAUUUGGGAGUGAUUGUCGCGGUUGAAGAACCUGAAGUUGAGAAACUUCUGGCGGGAAAAAUCCGAGCGCGUAAAAAGCCUGGCCGGAGUACUGUUUGUUUAUACUUCUCAGCUGAUCGAGCACCGGUUGAAGAGCCGGUUUUGAUUUUGAAUGGUUCAGGGAAAGGGAUUGUUAAUAACAUGUUCUUCGCUACCAAUGUGGCUAAAUCAUAUGGUCCUCCAGGGAAAACUUUGGUUUCGGUUUCAGUAAUUGGAUCGUUUGAAGAAAUGUCAGAUGAGAGUCUGACGGAUCAAGUUGUAAGGGAGUUGUCAGAGUGGUUUGGCGAUUCGGUUGUACGGUCGUGGAAGCAUUUGAGGAAUUACCGUAUCGGUUUUGCGCAGCCGGAUCAAAAACCGCCGACUAAUUUGUUGAGAGAUUUGAAGAUUGGGUCUAGUGUUUAUGUGUGUGGUGAUUGUUGGAGUUCAGCUUCUUUUGAUGGAGCUUUGAGUUCAGUGGUUUGCGAUGUUAUUGCAAGCAGAGAUAGUAAAUGUCAAUCCCCUAAAAAGCAAAUCCAUACCAAUUUACGCUACAAACAAAAUUUCUCAAGGGAUGUUGAUCAAAAUUAUGCUAAAGUAUCAUGCUUUUUCGUCCUUAAAAAUGGAGAAGAAUGCCUUUCAAAAUGUGGAACUUCGACCUUACGUGUUUGUUGUACUAGUUUUGAGCCAAGUCAUAAUUUCCCAUCAUGAUCGACAAAGGCUCAACUAAUCUCAAUUAGCCCGAAAUUGAAACAAAUGCUUUCCGAA